This is a messenger RNA of Aspergillus caelatus, 981 nucleotides long. RefSeq names its product NmrA/HSCARG family protein. Lineage: Eukaryota; Fungi; Ascomycota; Eurotiomycetes; Eurotiales; Aspergillaceae. Bases 49 to 981 code for a protein of 310 amino acids. The record is from RefSeq and is a predicted model, not a curated record. The transcript has a single exon.
UAUACGUCAAGCAAUAGCAAUACAGAACUCCAAUUUCCCUAACAAACCAUGUCCAAACUCGUCAUCUUCGGAGCAACAGGCCAACAAGGCCGCUCGAUCCUCGAAACAGUCCACCACGAUCCAACCCUAUUAGAACAAUACUCCCUCCGCGCAAUCACACGCGACGUAACCAAAAAUGCAGCAAAGGAGAUCGCCAACCAAGGCAUUGAAACAGUCCAAGCUGACAUAGAUGACCCAGCCUCUCUCCCCAGAGCUCUAGCACAAGCGCACACCGUGAUCCUAAUCACCAACACCAUCUAUGACGCGGAGCUCAAAAGCCGCGAAUACAGACAGACCAAGAACGUCGGCGACGCAGCUGUGGCGGCAGGUGCCAGGCAUAUCAUUUUCAGCACGGCAGUGCACGCAUCGAAGCUCUGGAAUGGUCGCGCCAUGGACGUCUUUGACUCUAAGGCCGAAGCGGAGACCUAUCUGCAUACGCUACCGAUUAAAGUAUCUUUGUUUGCGCCGGGGAUGUUCAUGCAGAAUUUGACUACUAUGAUGGCGCCGCGGUUGGGUCCGGAUGGGACAUACAGUGUCGCGGGUGUGCUGGACCCGGACACGAAGGUCCCACUUAUUGAUACGGUGAAUGACUCUGGGACGUAUGUUGCUGCUCUGUUGAGGGAUGGGGAGGGUGUGAGAGGCGUUACGCUUUAUGCUGCGACGGGGCUGUAUAGCUUUUCUGAAAUCGUGGAGAUCAUCUCAGCGGCAUCGGGGAAGGUGGUUCGGUAUGUGCGGGUUCCGGACGAUGUGUAUGCUGGUUUCAUGAAGAGCGAUCAAGGGGGUAGAACUGUGGCUAUGAUGAGGUUCUUUGAGGAAGUUGGGUAUUUCGGGCCUGGGACUGGGGAGUUGGUUGAGAAGACGACGGGUAUGGUCAAGGGGCGGUUGACUACAUUUGAGGAGUUUGCGGAGAAGUAUAUGAAGGAUUUAGGGGUAUGCACUUGA